Miniopterus natalensis is the source of this 1659-nucleotide messenger RNA. NCBI's taxonomy places the organism in Eukaryota, Metazoa, Chordata, Mammalia, Chiroptera, Miniopteridae. The record is from RefSeq and is a predicted model, not a curated record.
AUGGGUUAUAAGGACACCGAGCUUGGUCACCCCGUGCUUGAGGUGGCUGCACCGCGGGCCACGCUGGGAGCCUUUCCACUCCACCAGUUCUUGGCCCAGUUGAUGGUGUUUCUGAUCAGUUUCAUAAGCUCCGUGUUCUGUGGCCACCUGGGAAAGCUGGAAUUGGAUGCUGUCACUCUCGCCAUCGCAGUCAUCAAUGUCGCCGGUAUCUCAGUGGGAUUCGGCUUAUCUUCUGCUUGUGACACCCUCAUGUCUCAGACCUACGGCAGCCCCAACAAGAAGCACGUGGGGGUCAUCCUGCAGAGGGGCGCCCUCAUCCUGCUGCUCUGCUGCUUCCCCUGCUGGGCGCUCUUCCUCAACACCCAGCACAUCCUGCUGCUCUUCAGGCAGGACCCGGACGUGUCCAGGCUCACCCAUGCCUAUGUCCUGACCUUCAUGCCAGCUCUUCCUGUGACAUUUCUUUAUACAUUACAAGUUAAAUAUUUGCUCACCCAGGGAAUCCUGCUGCCCCAGAUCCUAACGGGAGUGGCAGCCAACCUCGUCAAUGCCCUUGUCAACUAUCUGUUUCUCCAUAAACUGCAUCUUGGGGUGAUGGGUUCAGCACUGGCAAACUUGAUUUCCCAGUUCUCCCUGGCUCUGUUCCUCUUUCUCUACAUCUUAUGGAAGAAACUGCAUCAAGCUACCUGGGGAGGGUGGUCCCUUGAGUGCCUACAGGACUGGGGCUCCUUUUUCCACCUGGCCAUCCCCAGCAUGCUCAUGCUGUGCAUGGAGUGGUGGGCCUACGAGAUCGGGAGCUUCCUGAGCGGUAUCUUGGGCAUGGUGGAGCUGGGGGCCCAGUCCAUCGUGUAUGAACUGGCCACUGUUGUGUUCAUGGUACCUACAGGCUUCAGCGUGGCAGCCAGUGUCCGCAUUGGGAACGCGCUGGGCGCUGGGAACAUCGAGCAGGCCAAGAGAUCCUCCGUGGUCUCUGUGCUGGUCACAGAGCUCUUUGCUGUAACCUUUUGUGUCCUGCUGUUAAGCUGUAAGGACCUUGUGGGGUACAUUUUCACCACUGACGGAGAAAUCGUCGCUCUGGUGGCUCAAGUGGUUCCAAUUUAUGCUGUUUCCCAUCUCUUUGAAGGUCUUGCUUGCACAGGGGGUGGCAUCCUGCGGGGAAGUGGAAAUCAGAAGGUCGGAGCCAUCUUUAAUGCCAUUGGGUACUACGUGAUUGGCCUCCCCAUCGGGAUUUCGCUGAUGUUUGCAACCAGACUGGGAGUGAUGGGCCUGUGGGCAGGGAUCAUCAUCUGUACCAUCUGUCAAGCUGUGUGUUUUCUAGCCUUUAUUGCUCGGCUAAAUUGGGGGAAAGCCUGUCAACAGGCUCAGGUACAUGCCAACAUGAAACUAACUGCGGCCCAGGAUGGGACUUCGCUGUCUCAGGACUUACUUGACCCAGUGGGCCCUGAAAACCAUGGAGAAGUUGUAAUGAAAGACGUUGAAAAAAAAGAUGAGACCCAGUUGGAUCAGCAGUUGCACCAAGAAGAACACCUUCGGGUCCACCCAAAGGACCUGACAAAGUUGACUGGGAAGCAGUUGGCACUGAGGAGAGGGCUCCUGCUCCUAGGGGCCAUUGCGGUCUUGCUGGUGGGGCUUUUAGUGAGAGUCUGUGUCAGAACUCAGUGA